CCAAAGCUACCAGAACUAGACAAGGCAAAUCUGAUCGCGAACAAGAAAAACUUUCAAGCGUAAGUUCAAGUUCUGAUUCAAUAAUUGAUGAUACCUUAAGAAGUAUAUUUGAUUCGCCUAUGGAUAUUGAUGAUUGGAUAUAUGUAGAUGAUAAAUCUUUAACAAAUUCUGAAGUUAACGAAUUUUCUAACAGUUCUGAAAUUGAUGAAUUUUCCAACAGUUCUAGAAUUGAUGAAAUUUUUAAUAAUUCCAAAAUUGAUGAAUUUUCCAGCUCAAGUGAUUCUCUUAUUACAGUUAAUCAUGCAGGUAGUAAUCAACUAUCAGAUGAAAUGGCUUAUGCUCUAAGAUUAUUUGAGGUUACAUCACGUUGUAACUUAAUAGAUGAUGCCUUUCGGCAAACUAUGCUAGCAGUUAAUAAUGGUAAUAUAAGCCAAUUUCGAAUCAAAAAGAAGCUAAAAUCUAUAGAAAAUUUAGAACCGAUAUGGAUUGAUAUGUGUAUUAAUUCCUGUUGUGCAUAUACUGGGCGAUAUAAGGAACAUAUUCAAUGUGAAUAUUGUGGAAUACCAAGAUAUCAAAAUGCAAUAUCAAAUGUAGAUCUUAUUUCUUGA
This is a messenger RNA of Funneliformis geosporum, 608 nucleotides long. NCBI's taxonomy places the organism in Eukaryota, Fungi, Glomeromycota, Glomeromycetes, Glomerales, Glomeraceae. The record is from the annotation of a GenBank genome assembly.